Poecilia reticulata (guppy) is the source of this 622-nucleotide messenger RNA. The record is from RefSeq and is a predicted model, not a curated record. NCBI's taxonomy places the organism in Eukaryota, Metazoa, Chordata, Actinopteri, Cyprinodontiformes, Poeciliidae.
GCGUCCUCCGGCUAGCCGUCCGGGCGUAGCGUCCUCCAGCGGACUGUUUUUCACUUUUUGGACCAAUAUUAGAUUAAGUUUUAGAUUAUUAUGCAGAGAGACUCCUAUUAUUGCAACGCAGAAAAGGAAUUGGAACGAACAGAACAUUUAGUUUUUACUCUGUAGCCGUGGAGAACUCAUUACUUUUACACAUUUAGAAUAAAUGUUACUGACUCUUAUUUAGCUUGUUUAGCUGUUUCUUGUUUUGCUCUUUGCUUUGGUUUGUGUGUAUUUCCGUUUAGUUCCUGUACUUUGCCUUGCUGCUGAAAGUGUGUAAAUAAAGUCCGUUUCCAGGGACUGUCUCUGGAAGUUCUUCCUGCCGGCCGACUACCAGGCCAUGAAGGUGAGCGAAGAGGCCCAGCCAGGAAAAGCCCGGCAGAUCCAGGCCUUCGAGCUCCGCAUGAACAUCAUCGCCGACGCCACCAUCGACCUGCUGUUCACCAAAAACAGGGAAACCAAUGCCAUCCAUGUGAACGUGGGCGCCGGCUCCUACCUGGAAGUCAACAUCCCCAUGACUGUGGGGCAGAAUGGUAAGCAGCAGCAGCAGCAGCAGCAGCAGCAGCUCUGACGUGGGCAGACGUGG